GUGAUUUAGCGCUCAGGGAAAAUAUGCGCGGAGCCCCGUUCACUCGCAGCGGACAGCGAAUGGGGCGAUAGUUUGGGCGGCGGACGCAGAAAAUGACCUCCUGCGGCGACGUCGAGAGCUCGGGAAACUUCGCGCACGCACUUGUUUGUGUGCGGUAAUAUUACUGCUCGAGCUGGUUGCCUAGCAGUUUUAUUAUUAUUGUUAUUAUUGCGUGUUUGCGAAAUGGACCGAGUGAAGAGCUCCAUCCAGCAGGUCCCCAACACGAUCCCCAAAGUCCUGAGUCGCCGCGCUGGAGGGGCGAACAGCCUGGAAGUGGAAAAGGAGAACUUCGAGCGCAGCCAGGCUGUGAGCAUCAACAAGGCGAUCAACACACAGGAGGUCGCCGUCAAAGAGAAGCACGCCAGGACCUGCAUCCUGGGCACUCACCAUGAGAAGGGGGCUCACACGUUCUGGGCAGCUGUAAACCGCCUGCCACUCUCCAGCAAUGCUGUGCUCUGCUGGAAGUUCUGCCACGUCUUCCACAAACUGCUGAGGGACGGCCACCCAAAUGUUAUUAAAGACUCUGUGCGAAACAAGGCUGACCUCAACGAUAUGAGCAGGAUGUGGGGCCAUCUGAGUGAAGGCUAUGGGAAGCUGUGUAGCAUCUACCUCAAACUGCUCAUCACCAAAAUGGAGUUUCACAUCAAAAAUCCUCGUUUCCCCGGCAACCUUCAGAUGUCAAACAGGCAGCUCGAAGAGGCAGGCGAGAAUGACGUCAAUAACUUCUUCCAGCUGACUGUGGAGAUGUUUGAUUACCUGGAGUGUGAGCUGAAUCUGUUUCUUGGUGUGUUUAGCUCAUUGGACAUGUCCCGGUCAGUGUCAGUGACGGCUGCAGGUCAAUGUCGUCUGGCCCCUCUGAUCCAAGUCAUCCUGGACUGCAGUCAUCUGUACGACUACACGGUCAAACUGCUCUUCAAGUUGCAUUCCUGUCUUCCAGCAGACACACUGCAGGGGCACAGGGAUCGCUUCCAGGAACAAUUUAAAAAGCUGAAGAGUCUAUUCUACCGUUCCAGUAACCUGCAGUAUUUCAAAAGGCUGAUUCAGAUCCCACAACUUCCAGAGAACCCCCCAAACUUCCUGAGGGCGUCUGCUCUGUCAGAGCACAUCAGUCCAGUGGUGGUGAUCCCGGCCGAGGCAUCGUCCCCUGAGAGCGAGCAUGUGGUGGAGACGGAUGACCUCGUAGAUACAGACGUCCCACCCCUGCCGAGUGCGGUGGAGAGCAGGUUUGAUGACCUCUUUGGCACAUCAGCUGCAACUGACCCUUUCAACUUUAACAGUCAGAACGGCAUGCGUAAAGACGACAAAGACCGGCUUAUAGAGCAGCUGACUGCUGAGCUCCAGGCCCUGAAAGAAGAGUUGGAGUCUUUCAGACUGGAGAGCGGCCGUCUGUGUCAGGCGCUGCGGGGGCGUGUCAGUGAGUUGGAGGCGGAGCUAGCCGAGCAGAGUCACCUGAAGCAGCAGGCUCUGGGCGAAAGCGAGUUCCUGAAGGUGGAGUUGGACGACCUGCGCAGGGUAAAGGAGGACACAGAGAAGGAGCAGCGCAGCCUGACUGAGAUUGAAAGGAAGGCCCAGGCCAACGAGCAGCGCUACACUAAGCUAAAGGAGAAGUACACUGAGCUGGUCCAGAGCCAUGCUGAUCUGCUGAGGAAGAACGCAGAAGUGACUCGGCAGAUGACGGUGGCCCGUGCAGCCCAGGAUGAGGUAGAGAACGUGAAGAGGGAGAUGCAGGAGAAGCUGAAGACCGCCCAGGAGGCCGCCAACCAACAGGAAAGAUCCCAAGCAGAGCAGCUCCAAGCCCUGCAGGCUGACCUUGUGACCAGCAGGACAGAACUAGAGUCCCUCAAAACCAGCAUGGCCUCUUCCCAAAAGUCAAGUGAGGAGCUCAGUGUUCAGGUCGAUGCUCUGGGGCUGGAGAAGGUGGGGCUUGUGGAGAGAGUUUCUCAGAAGGAGGUGGAGCUCGCAGGCCUUGGGGAGGAGCUUGAACGUUUGCAGAGCAGUUUAGCCACUGAAAGGGAAAGUGGCAGGAAGGCUGCCGAAGCACUACAGAACCAACUCAAUGAGAAGGAAAGCCGUGAGCAGGCACUGGAGAGCGAGCUGGAGGCCAUGCGCUGGGCUGCGCUGCGGGCGGCUCUCGAAGAGGCUGAAAAGAUUGUCCAGGACAGUCUGACCCAGCUGGACGAGCCUGCACACAUCAGCUGUACCAGCUCAGCCGAUUACCUUAUGUCUAGAUGUCAGGCUGCUCUAGACUGUGUUGACCGAUUACAGCUCGCCAGGGACAGCUUUGUGUCCAACAACGCCGGUGUGGCAGAGCUGGUGCGGGCUGUGGCUCAGUUUGCCCACCUGGUUGGUGAUACCAUUGUGCAGGGCAGCGCCACUGCCCACAUGGUGCCGGUGGAUCAGGCUGACGCGCUGACCUCCAGUGUGAAGGCGUGUGGCGCUGAGGCCAUGGCCCUGCUGAGUCAGCUGAAGGAGCAGGGCACUCUGGGCACGGCGGAGAGCAGCAGGCUGAAGACAGCCCUGGAGGGAGUGCUGGCCACAGCGGAGAAGCUGCGUCCACGAGGUUUGGAGCUGCAGCAAGGAGAGCUGGGAGAUCUGGUGGAGCAGGAGAUGGCUGCCACCUCGGCAGCUGUGGAGUCUGCCGCCGCCAGAAUAGAGGAAAUGCUUAACAAGUCCCGAGCAGUGGACACUGGCGUUAAAAUGGAAGUGAAUGAAAGGAUUCUGGCCUCUUGCACAGAGCUCAUGCAGGCCAUCAAAGUGCUGAUACUAGCCUCUAAAGACCUGCAGCGGGACAUCGUGGAGAGCGGCAGGGGGGCCGCAUCUAUAAAAGAGUUCUAUGCCAAGAAUUCCCGCUGGACCGAAGGCCUCAUCUCCGCUUCCAAGGCUGUCGGCUGGGGUGCCACUGUGAUGGUUGAUGCAGCUGAUCUGGUGGUGCAGGGUAAGGGCAAAUUUGAGGAGCUGAUGGUGUGCUCACAUGAAAUUGCAGCCAGCACAGCUCAGCUCGUUGCAGCAUCAAAGGUGAAGUCUGACAAGGACAGUCCAAAUCUCGCUCGACUGCAGCAGGCCUCUAGAGGGGUCACCCAGGCAACUGCAGGGGUUGUUGCUUCAACCAAGUCGGGCAAAUCCCAGAUCGAAGAGACUGACACCAUGGACUUCUCCAGUAUGACACUUACCCAGAUCAAGAGGCAAGAGAUGGACUCUCAGGUGCGUGUACUGGAGCUAGAGACGUGGCUGCAGAAAGAGAGGGAGCGCCUCGGUGAGCUGAGGAAGAAGCAUUAUGAGCUGGCUGGCGUAGCCGAAGGCUGGGGCGAGGAGGACGAGGGAACUGGCUGAGGACCGUCCCGGUGUGCAGCAGCCUGGCCCAGGCUCGUUUUUGCUCUCCACCAGUUACUCUGCUCUCACUCCCCCUACUCGCCCAACGCCUCUCCCUCUUCCCUCCUCAUCCUACUGUUCAACUCUCUGUUCUGUCUUUAACCCUAAAAUUAAAAGCCAAAUGAAAAGGUGCUUUUUUUUUUUUUUUUUUUUUUUUUAACCCUGCUUCUUCUCCUGCCUGCGGAGAGAGGAGACUUCCAGGAGGGCCGAAAGUGGAGAUGACCUCGCUCGAGGGGUAGCAAACAGAGCCUCUAAAGCGGUUUAGAACGUUUGCCACACGCCCCAGUGGACAGAGGGAGAACUGCAGCCUCGCUGACCUGGAUGUUUCUUUAUUUGAGCUUUGUUCCACUCUACUUCCUCCUUCUCCAUUCAUACCGGCCACUCGCCCCACCACAAUUUAGCACAACUCUGAGACAACCCAUCCUGGGACGCAUCGCACAAGGGCUAGCCGCCACGCCCGCGGGAGUUGUUAUUGACACUGUGCCGUGACCUUCUGGGCCUUCAAGCAGCAGCAGCGUGUGAAUUUUCACCUCCUCUUCCAGAACUCAUUCAUCAGUCUGUGGACACCUCCAGGUUGAGGGCUCUACUGACCCCCACAGACCCCAGACCCCCACCACUAGAGAGAGGCUCCUGGCCUGGGCCCAUUCUUUUCCAGACUGUUUCCACUCCACCACCCCUUUCUUCCUUUCGACCUCAGCAGUGGCCUUGCUCUGGACUCCGGGCUAGUAGAGAGAGUUGUAGGCCCACAAGAUGAUGGCCCGUUGUGGACUAACAUUUCAAAAACACUAGCAACUGUCUGAGAACUGAACUAAACUCUCGCUCUCUUUCGCUUGCUUAACUUUCUGUGUACUUUGUCUGGUCCGUGUGCUUUUUUUUCUUUCUUUCAUUUUCUCUGUUUUUUUAAACUAGUAGUUGUUUUUUUUUUUCUUUUCAAUUAUGCAUCCUAAGCAGUAGUUUCAUAAGGAGAAAAAAAAAACCUGACUAGUUGUAAACCAUGGGCUUUUAACUGUUUAAUAACUCUUUUUAAUACGCAGGUCAUGUUUUGACUAAGGGAAUCACAUGAAUUCCCUGGUUUCAUGUGUACACGUGAUCUGUCGGCCAUGGCUCGUUUUAUCUGAUUAAGUCCAUGACAGUAAAUCGACUGACUGUUUUUGCGACCUCCUUUCUGCAAAAGGAGAACUUUUAUGAUGAGAGCACCUAGGACACCAAUCUCUGUUCUGCUGGAGAACAGUCCCCUUGGAGACCUGGUUAGAUCCGGCACCCUCAGAUAAAGGUAGUGGAAAGUGGUGUGAAAGCGGCAGCAGUAGGCAGUGGGUUCAGGCUUGGGUUCGUCAAGAGGACCGUUUUCCCAGACCAUCAUUGGCAGCCUGGAGUUCACACUCUUGUCAAGUGCUGUUAUUUCCACCAGUGUGUCUGUUGACUCCUGUUUUCUACUUCCGGUUCCACGUCCACGCGGUCAUCAGCACACGGGUGAGGAGAGAUAUCCGUGCCUUCCAAAGGGAAAAGGGUCAGAGUUCACAUUCCCUCAGCAAACCUUUAAUGCUUGCAGACUUGAUUUUGUUUGCUGUUUUUUUUUUUUGUUUGUUUGUUUGUUUUUGUUUUUUUUAGCGCUCUGUAGCCUGUUUCAGCGAAAUCUGGUGAAGAGUACCUUAAGGACAGGGAAAGCGAACCAGCAGGUUGGAUUAUAUUGCUGAUUGUGAAUUGCGAUGCAUCUUAGAGCUUCCAACACAGUGCUCUCCAGCUGUAUCCAGAUAGAGAAUGCACAGGAAAGAGAGGGUGAGACGAUGGCGAAAGAAUGAGAGGAGGCUUGUGAAGAGACGCUAAAGCAAUCUAGACCAGAUAGCCUUGUAGACCGCCACUGUCUUGUCAGCACAGCCCAUAAUAGGGCCCUGAUACACAUAAGCUUGACCCAGGCACAGGAAGUUGCAGUCUUCACUUAACUAUGAAACCAUGGUUACCUCAGCUCCCCUGCAAGGCAAAGUGAGCAGUCAGACCACCCGAGCUCCUAUGAAAUGAACAGAAGAUCAGACAGAAUAGACGAUCAGGUGCGAUGCCAUUAGCCUGGGGUGGGUAUACCAUGAGUUUUUGUGUGUGUGUGUGUGUGUGUGUGUGUGUGUGUGUGUGUGAAAGCUUUCUAUUAGUACCAAUAUGUCAGUAAUAGCUGAGUACGUGUGAGGUUUUUGAGUGAGAAGGCCCAAUAUGUGUUCCUACGUCUUACCACCUUCACCCUCUCUCGUUGCACUGCUUUGGCUGUUCCGUGAAGUUGUGACACUGGGUAUUUAAUUUAAUUGGUGUGUCCUCACCUCCCAUCUCUUGUUGUCUUUAUUAUUUUGAACGUCUUCCCUCUCCGCUUCGGAUUUGUGUCUGUAGUCUUCUACCAGCCUUCCAACUGCCUCUCACUUUAGCCAGUCAGAAAGAGAAACGAAAACUCAAUAACAUUUUGGAACCUAUCUUUGUAUGGUGUACUAAAACUACAUGUGGGGUUUGUUUUUAUUUUUCUUUUCUUUUCUUUUUUUUUUCCAAUAAAUAUUUCAACACAUUA
Messenger RNA from Pygocentrus nattereri (red-bellied piranha), 5950 nucleotides. RefSeq names its product huntingtin interacting protein 1 (gene hip1). Lineage: Eukaryota; Metazoa; Chordata; Actinopteri; Characiformes; Serrasalmidae. The transcript has 31 exons. Gene Ontology annotation, cellular component: presynapse; clathrin-coated vesicle; extrinsic component of postsynaptic membrane. Gene Ontology annotation, molecular function: phosphatidylinositol-3,4-bisphosphate binding; clathrin-cargo adaptor activity; clathrin light chain binding. The record is from RefSeq and is a predicted model, not a curated record. Gene Ontology annotation, biological process: endocytosis; clathrin coat assembly; actin filament organization. The coding region runs from base 223 to 3369 and encodes 1048 amino acids.